AUGUCAACAUUCCCAGCGACAGCUCCUUCAGGAGUCUGCGCAGUCGAGCUGAUCAUGUCGAAUAGCAAGACUACGGAUCUCGUCCCUUUCAUUGCGCGUCCAACUCCUGAUACUACCAAGGUUGUCGGUGCUAGAGCCGCUCUGGUACUUUCCACAUUCACCUAUUUGGCAUACGCGAAUGAAAAGCUGGCAGAUCCAGGUGGCCCGACUCUUGUUGACGUUGGACCUGGCUUCGACCCGACGACAGUACCAAGGACAGAGGACUUUCAUUGUUUGAUCCGUCGACCAGAUUUUGGCUUAUCGACUUAUGAUGUUCACAGGGACGGAUCUGGUGUGGUGUUAUCUUCCACCCAAAGCCGUAUCCUAAACUUUCGCACUGGAUACAGAAUGUGGGCAUUCGACCGACCUCGCGAAUUGAGCGCAGAAUCAAUGAUGACAGGAUUCUUGGAACGAGAAAAUAUACCGUAUGAUAUCCUGACUGAUCAUGAUCUUCACGAGCAAGGCCUUGAUGUACUGAAACACUACAAUACUCUCAUGACUGGCUGUCAACUGGAGUACCUUACUUUACAAUCUUACGAUGCAUAUCAAGACUAUGCAGCACAAGGUGGUAAUCUGAUGUACCUCAGUGGCAAGGGAUUUUACUGGGUAGCGGGCGUUGAUGCUAACCGACCCUAA
Molecule: messenger RNA, 675 nt
Organism: Exophiala bonariae
Lineage: Eukaryota; Fungi; Ascomycota; Eurotiomycetes; Chaetothyriales; Herpotrichiellaceae
Exons: 1
Coding region: 1-675 (224 amino acids)
Source: RefSeq, a predicted model, not a curated record